UCUAUCAGUCUAGUAAAAUCCAGCAUUCAAACCCGCAAUAUGAGAAGGAAACCCGAAAUCCUGCGCUCGUUCUCCUGAAUCCUCCUGCGCCGUGCUUCCGCCGCACCCCGCCGGUCCCUCCGUCCGUCCAUAACCUGAAGGCUUCCUCUCUCUCUCCCUCAGCCCCUCUCGUGAAAUCUCUUCCUCCGCAAUUUCGUCGUCGCCGGCGUCUCUCCGUCGCCACCUCGCCGGACGCGCGAAUCCCUAAUUCGCGGCGCGCGGCUGUCUCCGGCGCUCCUCUGUGGCGGAACCUCGCCGACUGCUCAGCGCUAGGAACCCCUGCGGCAGGAAAUUCGAGGGAUGGACGUGAUCUCCCAGCUGCAGGAAAUUUGGGGACUCUGUGCUCGUUCUUGCAGAGGACGUGAGCAGAUUUCAUUCAUAAAUGUAUACUAUGGAAGUUCUCAUCGGUUGAUCACGGAUGUGAUGGGUAGUUCUGGAGAUUUUGAUGCCUUAGUAGCGGGACUUCCACUACCUGAGGGAGGUGAAGAAGCUCAACUCAAAAGGAUUGCAGACCUCCAGGCUGAGAAUGAUGCUGUAGGACAAGAGCUUCAGAAGCAACUUGAAGCUGCCGGUAAUUGCCCUAUCGAUGAGGAGAAGGAAUUGAAGCUGGUCCAGGAGCUAUUCAGCCAGGCAACAGAUAACUGCUUCAAUUUGAAGAAACCAGAAUAAAAAUUGAGGACGCUUCUCUUCUUUACCUUUUUUGUAAAAUUUAUGCAGUAGAGAUGAUGACUCAGAGAAAUAGGCAUUCUACUGUUCGAAUAGUGCAAAGAGACCUGAGAUGUCACAACUCUGUACGGGUGAGUUUUGAAGUCCUUGCCGAGUAAAAGUUUCUCGGUGCACAAAAAGCAUCAAUAUGGGCAUCAAGUCAACCAAACAAUCACUCAAAUGAAGUAGUUCUGGCGAAGUAAGAAGUCUAGUCUUGAAUCUUUAAUUGCAAAAACAAACUAUAAUGUUACAUUAGCAAUGGAAAGUUCUCUGUUUUGUUGUGCA
Messenger RNA from Eucalyptus grandis, 1029 nucleotides. Its product is annotated as mediator of RNA polymerase II transcription subunit 21. NCBI's taxonomy places the organism in Eukaryota, Viridiplantae, Streptophyta, Magnoliopsida, Myrtales, Myrtaceae. The record is from RefSeq and is a predicted model, not a curated record. Gene Ontology annotation, molecular function: transcription coregulator activity. The transcript has 4 exons. Gene Ontology annotation, cellular component: mediator complex. Bases 340 to 708 code for a protein of 122 amino acids. Gene Ontology annotation, biological process: regulation of transcription by RNA polymerase II.